CGCUAUGGUGGCACGGAGCGCAAUUGAAAGAUUCUGUUCGCAAACUCUCUACGUCGUCUCAUGCAGCUUGGAAGCGAGUUGUAAGUAAGCCGUGAGUUCAAUUAUACGUCCACAACGAAUUUUCGUCUCGCGUCCUAUUACGACAAUACCAGUAAUUUAUCACUGCUCGACGCGAGUGACGAGCUCGCGGACGUCACGAUGGUCCUGGCAGAGAGAAACUCUGAAAACGUACGAAACGGUCGCAGAUCGCGAGGCCCCAGCCCAAACGCACAGACAGACUCCUCUAGCGAAGAGGAUGGAGUUCCAGCAGAAAAAAUAAGAGUUGGGCGAGAUUAUCAAGUUGUUGUUCCCGAAUUUGUGCCUGUUAAUGAACGUCGAUUAGAUCAAUGUCCUGAUAGGGCAUUAUUAGUUUGGUCACCUACUACAGAUAUACCGGAUCAAAAAUUGGAUGAAUAUAUUAUAUUAGCCAAAGAGAAAUAUGGUUACAAUGGCGAACAAGCAUUGGGAAUGCUAUUUUGGCAUAAACAUAAUUUGGAACGUGCAGUUUUGGAUUUGGCGAAUUUUACACCAUUUCCUGAUGAAUGGACAGUGGAAGAUAAAGUAUUAUUUGAACAAGCGUUCCAAUUUCAUGGCAAAAGUUUUCAUCGCAUACGACAAAUGUUACCGGAUAAAUCUAUUGCAAGUCUCGUGAAAUAUUACUAUAGUUGGAAAAAAACACGAACUAGGACAUCAUUGAUGGAUAGACAAGCACGUAAAUUGACAAGUGGUUGCAAAGAAGGCGAGAAUGGCAGCGAAAACGGAAGCGAGCUCGGCUCCAACACAGACAGCGAAUCCGAAGAAAAAAAAUGGACGAUCCACCGCGGAAUACGUCGUGGAAAGAACCAAGCUGUGCCAGGAAGUCAAGGCACUGACGCUAAGGCCCCAUCCGACUCGGAAAACGCCCCUCAGGUUCAGGGCUCGUGUAGCAACUGUGGCGUUGCGUGCCAUAGUGUUCGUGCGACGCCCAAGGGACACGCGUGUCAUAGCUGCUAUCUACAUUGGAGGCGCACUGGUGUAGCAAGACCGUUAACUUCCAUGCCGGGUCGUACAAAUAAAAGAAAACCGCCCCGUGGCUUGGUUGUGAAUCACGAUGAUUUGGCGGCAUUGGCUGGUCAACCGAACCAAGCCAACAACAGCUUGCAAGCGAUUGAUACUGAAAUUGUUAGCUUAAAGCGUCAAAUACAAGCUAAUAAACAGCAAGUGAGUGCAUUGAAGCGAAAGACAGUCGACGGUAUCGAUCAUCUACGACCGCCUGAAGUUUCGAGCCGUAUAAAUGCUCGUUGGACAAGCGACGAAUUGUUAUUAGCCGUUCAAGGCAUUAGAAAAUACGGAAAAGAUUUCGCUGCGAUCGCUGAAGUUAUUGGAACCAAAACCGAAGCCCACUUACGAUCAUUUUUUGUCAAUUAUCGACGGAGAUAUAACUUGGACGCGGUUCUAAAGGAAUUCGAGGCUGAAAACGGUCCCAUACUGAUCGACGAUGAGAAAGAAGAAAAGAUGGACGUUGAUCAGUCCAACGAUACCGCAGAAUCUUCUCAGAAGGGAAAAACUUCCACUGGACCUGGGCAAGCUUCUAAAUAACAAAUGAGUACAAUUUCGAGUACAAAACGAGAAAAGAAUAAUUUGCAGAAUCAGCGAUAAUCGAUAACAGCGUCCGAGAGGUAUUUGAUCAAAUUUAUGAUUUUUUUUAAUGUACUACUUUUUCUUUUUUCUUUUUUUUUCCAUUUUAUUACUGCCCCAGCAAAAGCGCCUUAGUAUAUUAUAGCAUAGGGAUUUGCUUUUAUAAAUUUACAUUUUUAUUUAAUUAUUUAUAUGAUAUGAGUCACAUAAACCCAUAUAAAUAAUCUUCAUAUUAAUCAAGAUAAUUCAGUAUCUACUAUAUAUUUCUAGUAAGUCUUAACGUAUCUUGUCUUGUACUCAAACAUGGUGUCUAUUACCUAAAAAACGUGAAAAACUUGGAAUUUGUGUUGAAAUUGUCUGUUCGAGUAUCUAUCUUUAUUUUGCAAUAAAUCGGCAAAACUCUUCGCUUUUUUUCAGAAUUUAAAAAAAUUUUUUGAAAUUUUAAUGGCUCUUAAUUUUUCUUUAUAAUUUGUAUGAAGGGGCAUUGAAAAGCCCAUAUAAUAGAAUAAUUUAUUUUAAAUAUGCAUUAAAAAUAUUCUAAUCUUGCUUGAAAAUAAACAAAUAAACAAAAACAUCUAGGAAAUCAGGGAAUUCUUAAGAAAUUUUUGUUCAAAAUUUGAAUAGAUAUCCUCUAAGGAUGAACUUCAACUAUUCAUUUAUAUAAAAGAUAUAAAAGAAUACUAAAUAAUUGAAGUUCUCACUAGGAGCAUAUUUGCAAAAAAUGUAACUACGAAACACUUCUUACAAUAUGCACAUGGUAGCAUAGUACAAUUUAUGUUUAAGAGUAUAUUUCUGAUAUUGCUUUCACAUACAUGUGACGUGAUAGAGCUUUUAUUUGUCUUGUUUGUGUAUUGUACAAAUAUAUAACAUUUUACGGAUUUGUAUUAAUAUAUAUAUAUAUAUAUAUAUAUGCACAUAUAUAUAUAUAAAACUAAGAACAAUAUAAGGUAAAAAUUGAUCUCAUUUCAAGAAAUUAUACAAUAAUAAAUUAUCAAAUAUAUCAUAGAUAUUGUAGAGGUGUUGCAUUUUUUUUUACAAGAUUAUAUGGAUUAAGAAAUAAUUACGCAUUGAAGCUUUUGAAUGAAUUACGAAAAAAGUUUUAAUUGUCUUGUUCAACUGUCUAUGUUUUUAAUUGCUACUCACACUACAAUGAAAAACUAUUACAUUUCACAAUUUUACUGCUUAUAUAUACUCACUUGUGUGCCUUCGAAAUUUUAUUGCUCUCAUAAUUCUGGAUAGUCUUGAUGUUAUUUUUUUCUUUUUGUUAUUUAAUAAAAGUUGUCUUAUUAGUAGCAGAAACAAACACAGAAGGUAACAUUUAAUGAUUUUUUUAUCAAUAUAAUUAAAAAUUGAGUAAAAUUAUAUACGAAAAGAUCAUCGCGCAACACUUUAACAUUUUUCUUUCUGCAAUUAAAGAUUUAACAUGUAACUUACACGCAGUAUUGACAAUCUUUUGAAAUUAUAAUAAGCAGUAAGCUGGAAAGCAAAACAGUAUAUUUCAUAUUUAGUUAGAUAUAAACAGGAUAUAAUUUUAUAAUUUAUUACAGUGCAAAAAUGUAGAUAUUGCCACUAUAAUUUACAAUAUUAAGACGCAUAAAUGUUAAUGAGAAAAAUCAAGAGAUGGAGAAACACUAUCCUCCAGAUGGGGAAAAGAGUGUGUUAUUUUCAUGAUAGAUCGCAGUGUUGGUCAAAAUUAAUGCAUACAUUGCUAGAAAUACAUGCACGCAUGCAUUUAUUACUAAUAGCUACAUUGAAUAUAGCGAAAUAAUAAUGAAAGAGAACUACUUUCCAAAUGAGCAAAAAAGAUUUAGUGUCCCUUUGCGUUAAUGUUUUGUGUGGAAUCUGAGCUCUUCUUCUGUCACAAAUCUGUUUACUGAUAAGAACAAUUUAGAUAGGUUAAUAAAACACACAUUUUGCAAAUUUAUUUAUAAGAUUGAUAGUUAUUAAGUGAUCAUCUUUUUGUGUAUGUGUAUGUUAACUGCGAAUAAUAUAUACGAAAAUCAUUUUCUCUACAACGCUAGCUCUCUGUUCGAAAACAUACAAUAACGCUAAUUAACGUUUGACGUCCGUCUUCUCGCAGAGAAAUCUAAAUCUUGCGACGCAGGAUUUGCAAAGUUGUCGAUUACGCUAUCAAAAAUAUUUAAAAAUAUUUUGUUAAGUUGAAACGCGAAUUAUAUGUAUAUCAGCACCUUACUUAUUCAGAAAGUAUCAAAAUCUAACACACUAUUCUUACAUACAUUUUUUUCAUAUUAAGAUGUACACUAGCUAAUAAUUUACAUUAAAUUAAUCUGCAUAAUAUAAGUCAAAAUUUAACGAAUUGUCGAUAAAUAAUGUAGAUUUAAUUUUGAUAGCGGUAAUAAUGAGACUAUUAGGUAAGUGUCUAUAAGGGCUGAAGACUACAAAGCUAUUCAAUUAUUAGCAAAUUGAUGCCCGCGCCUGUGUGAAUAUGUAUAUGUGUGUAUGCAUGUGUAUAAAAAUAGAUGAUUGCACGCAUGCAUAUAUCUUCGUGUAUGUGUCGCGAGAUAAGUCGCAAUAAUUAACUAAUUUAUCUCUUUUUUUUUUUUUACAUGAGCACGUUAAUGAAAAUCUAUAUUUAUCUAUAGCGACAUAUCACGCAAAUGCAAUAGAUUUUACCGACAUCAUUAUGAUGAUAAUAUAAAAGCGGAACUAAAUGAGCGGAAUAAAAAGCUUUGGUGCAUUAAAAAGAAUUAAUCAGAUAAAUUAUUCUUAGUUAGUACUUUUCGAAAUGCGCGUUGCCGCGCAUGAGAAAUGCGUGAUUUCCGCACGAAAUCCGAGUUCCACUUUUAUCGCAAAUCUAUUUUUCUCGAGAUUAGAUUUGUCCGCACUUUUGUGCGAAUAUCUUACGAAAUGUUAAUGCAUACAUAUGUACCGCAUUUUAUUUAUAUUUACGUUAGAUUCGACGUUACUCUUAAAUAUAAUAUUUUAAUGUACUUGCGCAUAAUAGCACUCUUUCGGGAAUUCUUCACAAAAGAGACGAUUCGAGCGUAUUAAUGUAAGAGAAGGUAUUGCACUAUAUGAUAAAUUGGAUAUAUGCGAGGAUGUAUAAUGUACGCAGGUUUCCAUAGAUAUAAGGACUCCGUUGAGUAAGAAAUGAAGGUUUAAUGGAGUAAGUAUUUGCUGCGUGUAACAUACUUGUAAUUGUUUGAAAGAUGAUAAUACGUUUAUUGUAAAGGAAUGUAAAAGUAUUCAGUAUCUUUUGUACGUGAACAAAGAAAUUCAAAUGUCAAAUUCGUCAUUUUUAGCGGUUAUUAUGUAUAUAGCUAUGUGACGUCGAAGAAAGAGCAUCUUAAAGAUAAGAAAAGGAUUCUCUCACUAAUGUAAAUAUUUUAAAAAGCGAUAAAGCCUGUGUUUAUGCAUAUUGUCGGGAAUAUGUGUAUUGCACAUUUGGCUAAUUGUAAGUUGUACACAUGUAAUUAUAUAGAAUUAAUUAAAUAUGUCUUGUGCAUUUUGCGAGAAAUAAGAAAUUAUUUAUUUCUAAUAUUUUCUUUUAAAGAUACAUUGUAAACAAUUGUGUUAUUUAUUGAACAAAGUGGAUUGAAAGUACUGUAUAAUUCC
Molecule: messenger RNA, 5232 nt
Organism: Linepithema humile (Argentine ant)
Lineage: Eukaryota; Metazoa; Arthropoda; Insecta; Hymenoptera; Formicidae
Gene: CoRest
Product: REST corepressor
Biological process (GO): regulation of transcription by RNA polymerase II; negative regulation of DNA-templated transcription
Cellular component (GO): histone deacetylase complex; transcription regulator complex
Molecular function (GO): transcription corepressor activity
Source: RefSeq, a predicted model, not a curated record